CCGCGCUGAAAAAACAACCGCACGCCUCGUUUUUGUUGUAGCCGAAGUUUGGAGACAAUAAACAGGUUUGGCUGCUUUCAGAAAAGGGAAUUUCACUCCGCUGUCAUCCCGGAAGACUCAGCACAUUGUCGCCUGGAAGGAAGUUGCAGCAAACAGCUGUUCAGCAGCCAUGGAGUCUUUAAAAAAGGGUUUCAAUAAAGCCAAGGAAGGAGUCGUGUUAGCGGCGGAGAAAACCAAGCAGGGAGUGACUGGAGCCGCCGAAUUGACCAAAGACGGGGUGAUUUAUGUCGGUGCCAAAACAAAGGAUGGAGUCUCAACAGUUGCAGGUAAAACCGUGACUGGAGUGACUCAGGUGAGCGGAGCUGUGGUGAACAGCGUGUCGGCCGUGGCCCAGAAAACCGUGGAGGGUGCCGGAAGCAUUGUCGCUGCCACCGGAUUGGUCAAGAAGGAUCCACCCAAGCCAGGUGAUGACACCUCACCAGAACAGACUAUGGCGGAAUCACCGGUCGACACCGACCCUGCUGAUGUUACAGAGGAGGACUCUGAUGACUGAAAAGCUCAAGAUCUUUCCGAUCAGCGAUCGAUGACC
Molecule: messenger RNA, 589 nt
Organism: Salarias fasciatus (jewelled blenny)
Lineage: Eukaryota; Metazoa; Chordata; Actinopteri; Blenniiformes; Blenniidae
Product: alpha-synuclein-like
Exons: 6
Coding region: 170-553 (127 amino acids)
Biological process (GO): synapse organization; synaptic vesicle endocytosis; chemical synaptic transmission
Cellular component (GO): neuronal cell body; axon terminus; cytoplasm
Molecular function (GO): cuprous ion binding
Source: RefSeq, a predicted model, not a curated record